Molecule: messenger RNA, 948 nt
Organism: Cricetulus griseus (Chinese hamster)
Lineage: Eukaryota; Metazoa; Chordata; Mammalia; Rodentia; Cricetidae
Source: RefSeq, a predicted model, not a curated record
AUGAUGUUAAUAUGAAUACACUUUCCACUUAUGUCCUUAUUAAACAUUGUCCUUUAUUUCCAAGCUGGACUUGGAGUUCUAGCCAAUAUGUUUCUCCUGUUUUUCUACACUUUCAUAAUCCUGUGUCACAGACCUAAGCUCAUAGACCUGAUCUCCUGUCAACUGGUCUCUAUCCACAUAGUGCUACUGCUCACUGGAGGGGAUACAUGGCUUACAGACAUAUUUGAGUCACUGAACAUUGAGAAUGACUUCAAAUGUAAGACAACUUUUUACAUACACAGAGUGAUGAGAGGACUCUCUAUCUGCAUCACCUGCCUCCUGAGUGUGAUCCAGGCUGUCACUAUCAGUCACAGUACCUCUUUGCUGGCAAAACUUAAACUUAAGUUAAAAAAAUACAUGACCUAUGCCUUCUUCUACAUUUGGUCUUUCAAUUUGUCAUUCAGUAGCAACCUGAUCUUCUGUGUUGGUGCUUUUACCAAUGUGAGUGAGACCAACCAGAUUAAAGUCACUAAAUCCUGCUCCAUCUUCCCCAUGAACAAUAUCAUCAGGGCAGUGAUUUUAACAGUGACAACCUCCAGAGAUGUAUUUCUUGUAGGAGUUAUGCUGACCACAAGUGCAUACAUGGUGAUUAUCUUGUUCAGACAUCAGAGGCAAUGCAAGCAUCUUCAUAGCCUUAGCCACCUGAGAGUAUCCCCUGAGAAAAAGGCCACCCAGACCAUCUUGCUUCUGGUGGUUGUCUUUGUCAUCAUGUACUGGGUGGACUUCAUCAUCUCAUCCACUGCAAGCCAGUUAUGGAUGUACAACCCAGUCACCCUGACUGUUCAGAAGUUUGUGAUGAAUGCCUAUCCCACAAUUACUCCUUUGGUACAAAUCAGUUCUGAUAGAAGAAUAAUCAAUAUGCUGAGAAACUUGUACUCAACAUGCCAUCAGAUUUUUAAAAAAGUGUAA